AUUUACGGCCAUACCAUCGAAUUGGUCAAUUUAAUUUACAGCCGUCGCAUCAGAGAGAUUAAAGCUUCCAAAAAUUAAUACAGCACGCAGCUGAACAAGAAGACCACAAUUGAUUGUGAAACACUCGUUGCUAAGACGAAGAAAAUAUCGAUGUCUGACUCGAAAAUUGAGCAAUAUUCUAGAGAUUCUAAGCGUAAAACACAAACUUUUAAUGAUUCAAUUAUCACGUGGCUUUCGUUUUCACGUGACACACAUUUGAUCAGUUCCAGCGCGCGUCAAUCUUUUAAUUUAAAUCAAUUGAAUACAAUGGGAACGAUUUCAGAUUCAGUUUCAUUUGCAUAUCUUCAUCAUCUUCGCUUUUGAUGAAUUGCAAUUGCGCGACUUCAAUCCACUCUCUUCUUCUUUUUUAGCGCGCACAGCACAUAAGGCUUAUCGCGCUAUUUUUAUGCGAAAAGCCACAUAUGGAGUUGUCACAAACGUAAAUAAAAAAAAAACAGAGUAUAAGCAAUGUUAGUCCUCAAUUAGCAAUCGUCAAUCAUAUUCUCAAUUACGCAAUUUUGCUUGAUGUUAAAAAUAGCCGCUGCAUUUUCAUACAGAAAGAAAAACAGCUGCUGCACAUUGCUGAUUGCAUCAACUACCUUUUGUAUUGUGACAUAAAUCCUCAUUAUUCGUACUCGAGAUGUGUUGUUGCAUUGACUAUUUUGUAUAGCGAACCGCUACCAGCGAACUUAUGCGUUUCGUUCAUUCGAACUAUUCUUAUCUGCAUGAAUAAUAUCGCGUUAAAAUGCAAAAUAAGAAGUUUCCUUUGAAUUUAACGAGAAACAACAACUGUGAUUUCAUUCCAAGAACAAAUGCAUCGAUAAAGAACAAAAUCAAGAGUGAUUUUUCCCAUAAUCUUGAUGACAAACAGUUGUUUACAAAACAAUGUUUACGAUGAAUUACAAAAAAGUCAAAUGUAUUUUCAGCAUGACUUUUUUUUCUGCAAUGAAUCGACCAUUAUGUCAUUUUGGGCAAUCACAGUUCAUUGCCACAAAUUAUCCUAUAAAGUGAUGGCUUCAUUGAAUGGCUGUGAUUGUGCUGGGGUUUUGGCCAGCUACACACAUCGUCUUUUCUACGCAUCAUUAGACGAUUACUCCAUAAUGUACACUCGUUUGACGAUUAAUCAUAUGGUUCAUUAUACGAAAUAAGUCGGUGUGUGCAUAAAAAGGGCAAUUUUAAAAUGAUUUCCAAGAAGAUCUACGUAGUAUAUUCCAGACAGCUCACACAAAUAGUUCUAUUAGUUAGAGUACAUUUUCAUGCAAAUUGACGGAGUUUAUUUUCAGCGUUUGUCUGACAAAAGAAUGUAAAUACAUUUUCUCAUUCACCAUGUGAAAUAUUGAAUUAUCAAUUGCAAAUGGAACAAAUAUAUGUAGAAACUUCGGCUCGAUUGAUGCUGCUAAAACAGUCAUUUUUCAGUUGAAAAAAAAAAUGCAUAAAUGUCACAUACUUCCAAUUUAUAUAGCUUUCGUGGCCGUGAAUAAACAUCUCUCUCAGUUGUGGAAAUUGACUAAUUAUCAAGGUUCUGAAAAUCCAUUAAUUCUCUCGCUUUUAUUACCAUUAAUUUGAAAAAAUUCCAACUGCAAUAAUAUUCAUUGCAAGCUUUUUCCCAUUUAGAUACAUUGAAUGGUCAGUUCUGAGUGAAUAGUGAAGAAAAAAAGCUGGGGACCGAGUUGUUUGGAUGUAUAAACAAAUGAAUUGAAUGUUAUGUAAACAAAGAUUCAAAGAUUAUCACAUAGUAGCACUGUUCAUUGAUUGCUAGGAAAUCCUCAUGUUUAUUUAUAAGUUGUGUUAUGGUCACUCUCUCUCGCUCUAUCAUCUUAAGCCCAUUUUUGUGUUGAUGAUUUGUUUGUACUUCAAUUUAAGCUAGUUAAAUAAACAUGUUCAUGAUAUACUGCUUUCUUGAAAUGAUUCGAACGUGUCAGACUCAAUGGGAUUUGCAUUAGUUUUGGGCUAAAGUGAAAUCACCACCGACCAAAUUGCUGUGGCAAAACGUUUAACUUUGACCGUGCUUAUUACUCUCUUUCUCUCUCUCUCUCUUUCACAACGCUCAAGUGGUAAAUUGUGGGAAACAAUCGAAUAUGGAAAGUUGUUCUUGUAGUCUCUUGCCGAAACAUCGCGAACAUGCCAGAUAUACCGAAUGAAAACUACAUAUUUACAACAUAAAGUGGCUCAUAAGAUCCGUAAUUUGUUUACCGUUGCUUCUCUUUUUCGACGAGCAUCUUCUUCGUUUGGCUUCUGCUUCGUUCAUUGAGUUGUAUUUAUGUAUAAUACUUUUUGCGUUCAGGUUCGAACUUGAGGAAGGUUAAGUUUUCAUUUUCAGUGUGUGCAUGCUUAAUGCUUAUACAUACAAUGCAUGUGUAUUCUCUGUAUUCGCCAAAGUUAUGAGUUGCGCUUACGAUGUUUUUGCAAAAACGAAUGAUUAGUUUCUUUUUUCAGUUCAUUUGCCCAUACACACACAGGUUUGAGUCACACUACAACGAUAAUUUACUUAAUUAAUUUUACUUUUCACUCAAAGAAAGAGUCACAACUGGUACGAAGAAACGAAACGAAAGAGAAAAAAAACCACUACAACCAUAGAAAACGAUUAUAAAACGGUGUUUGAAAGUAGACGUCGCUUUGCUCACUGUGCAAUGCGAUCACUGAUAAGAAAUGCGAUCGACUCCACUGAACACUCCAUAACAUACCGAAUAACCUAGCGAAUGAGAUUUCGUAGUAUUUUUUAUUUAUUCACUGUUCAACUUCCCGAGUCGAUACGUUAAGACGAUUCAAUUUUUGCUGCCGUUUUUUUUUCUUCGUUUCUUCUCAACGUUCGACGUUUGCCCGUGUGUUGUUUGAGUCUAAUUUUAUUUUUCUGCUCGUUGCGUUGUGCUAGUGUUUUUUUUUUCUGUAUAUUGGCACAGUCAUUAGUCUUUUUUCCGAUCUUUCUAUUUAUUACUUCGUUUUAAGUUUGUUUAUUUUUGUGUAAAUUUUUUUUCUGAUCUCGCUCAUUUCUGUAUAAUCAUCAUUUGUGUGUUGUGAGCGUCGAGUGAAUGAACAGUGGGGCGCACUCGGUGUAAAAUCUGUUCGCGACGUUCGUUUGUUUUUGCGGGAAGAGGUCUUGUUUAGUUGUUGGCUGCGAAUGACAGUUAGUGAAUGAAUUUUUGAUCGGUGCUGUGCAAUUUUUGUGUUCAUCUCUUCUUUGUUUGCAUUUUUUUUUCGACCACGAACUAACGAACGCAACGAAAUGGAACCAAAAAACGAUGAACGUUUACAAGAUUUUUCAGUACCAUUGCUAAAAAAAUUGAAACAACCGUGCAUUAAGCCAUCGUCAAAGAAUAAAAAGAAUAAGCAAUAUGUGAAUAAUAUUAAUGACAAUAAUAACAGCAGCAGCAGCAGUAGCAAUAAAAAGCAAAAUUCAGGUUUACUCAGUAAUUCAUCGACAUAUUCGAUUCUUCCAAUUAGUGAGGUCACACAAGGUGCUGUCGAAGUAUGGGCCAAUCUACCCGAUGAAAUUCGUCAGGAUCCAUCGUUAGCAUCGUUUCGUCAGGAACAUGAACGUAUUCAUGGUGGUCACUUAGGUGUAGACGAUCAGGAUCCAUUGCCAAAUGAAGAUGUAUCGGUGGGCGAUGAAAACAUUUCAAAUAAUGCCCAACAUCCGGUGAACAAUGAAUUCAUUACGAUAAGUGUGAUGAAUGAGCAUGGCGAAAAAAUCAAAGGACAUCUUCCGAAUGGGGAAAAUACCACCACGUUAUCGGAUUUACAUCACACAGGUGUAUCAACAAAUGAGCCUGAUGAAGCUGAACCGAAAACGACGUCACAGAUAAUAUUGAAUAGUAUUAAAAUAGCCUUGUUGGUAGCUGUUUGGAUCUUAUUUACGGGCAUUUUGAUGUCGAAGGAUGAAAAAGUGCUCACCCAUCAUCAGUUGGCCGUUCCGAUACGCCAAAACAAAAGUUAUAUUCUUGAUGAAGUACCGCUCGAGUCUCGUUUAGGUGUUAAAGUUUAUGGUGCAUUUGCCGAUGAGAACAGUAACACUACCAACUUUCUCUUCAUACAAGUUCAGUUGCUGCACACUCAAUUCGAAGAUGAGAACGAUACCAGUAUUGCCUACAUCGAAAACGACAAUAAUAUCUUGAAAAUACCGAUUAUCGAGGAUGUUGCCGACAUUGAUACAGCGCUAGAAGUGAAAAAAACCCAUACAUUCCACUUAGAUCAGAAAAUGUACGAACAAAUCGCAAAGAAUGACACCAUACUGCGACUCCGCAUCGGAUCAAACUUGCCAGUUAGUUUUCCCAUUAACUUGACCUACGAUCCGUCACCCAUCGACAAAUCACUUGGCGUUAUUUAUGCGGCAAUCGUUCUGCUGGGCUUAUACAUUAUGAUUAUUUGGGAAGUUGUGCACCGAACAUUUGCAGCGAUGGUGGCUUCAACAACAGCUAUUGCCAUUCUGGCGUUGAUGAACGAACGACCAUCCAUGCCGUUACUCAUGUCUUGGAUCGACGUGGAGACACUGCUUCUGCUUUUUGGCAUGAUGAUUUUAGUAGCCAUUCUGUCGGAGACGGGUGUUUUCGAUUACUUGGCCGUUUACGCUUUCGAGAUUACAAAUGGGAAAAUUUGGCCACUCAUCAAUUGUUUAUGCCUGUUUACGGCAGUGAUGUCUUCGUUUCUUGAUAACGUAACAACCGUUUUGCUGAUGACACCCGUCACCAUUCGGCUGUGUGAAGUGAUGCAAUUAAAUCCGGUGCCCAUUCUCAUGUCAAUGAUUAUUUUCUCGAAUAUUGGCGGCGCAGUAACUCCCGUAGGUGAUCCCCCAAAUGUGAUAGUUGCAUCGAAUCCAUACGUUAUCAAAAGUGGUAUAAACUUCAUGACAUUUUCCUUGCACAUGUCAAUGGGAAUCUUUCUUGUUAUGAUACAAACCUAUGUGCAAUUACGUUACAAAUUCCGUAACAUAAACGACUUACGUUUCAUUGAACCACAAGAUAUUCAAGAGCUUCGCCACGAAAUUGCCGUUUGGCAGCGAGCAGCAGCAUCACUUUCAUCCUAUUCAAAGGAUGAAGAUUUGGUGCGUGAGACGCUGGUCAAGAAGGUGAACAGACUUCAGCGCCAACUCAAGAAAAAACUUUCAUCGGGUUCGGUGCCAGAGAGCUACAAGCAAACAUUAGAAGAUUUGCAGCGAAAGUAUCCAAUUCGAAACCAAACAUUGCUGAUAAAAUCUGCCGUCACAUUGGUGUUCGUUAUUAGUUUCUUCUUCUUACAUUCCGUGCCCGAUAUUCAACGGCUGUCACUCGGAUGGACGGCUUUGUUGGGAGCUGUUCUACUAUUGAUUUUGGCUGAUCGUCAAGAUAUGGAAUCGAUUUUAGCCCGAGUGGAAUGGUCAACGCUAUUAUUUUUCGCCGCCUUGUUUGUUCUGAUGGAAUCUUUGUCGGAACUUGGGCUUAUUGAUUGGAUUGGCUCACAAACUGAGGCCGUCAUUUUGACAGUAAACGAAGAAUCUCGACUGGCUGUAGCAGUCCUCAUUAUUCUGUGGGUGUCGGCAAUUGCAUCAGCAUUUGUCGAUAACAUCCCACUCACAACGAUGAUGAUCAAAGUGUCUAUCUCAUUAGCGGAGAAAAAAGCAUUGAAUUUACCGUUGCAGCCGCUAAUUUGGGCCUUGGCAUUUGGCGCUUGUCUUGGCGGUAAUGGUACAUUGAUUGGUGCUUCAGCGAAUGUCGUAUGUGCUGGCGUUGCUGAGCAGCACGGAUAUCGAUUCACAUUCAUUGAGUAUUUCAAAGUCGGAUUCCCCGUUAUGCUGGGAAGUAUUGUAGUAGCAACAGGCUAUCUGCUCGUGUGUCAUGUAUGCUUUACAUGGCAUUAAAUGUCAACCAGAAAGCAACCAGUAUGUAUUCCAAGAAUUGCGCUCGAUGGAAACGCCGUUUUUUCGGUGGAAUGAAGAAUGAAAUCGAGAAAACCUUGCAGCGUCAGAUCAUCAUCAAAAAUCGCCCUUUGUUUUUCACAAAAGAAGCGCAAAGUUAGAUGCAAUACAUAUUUCAGAAAUCGUGCUCAAAUCUAAGCAUUUUUGUUACAAAUGUUGUGAAUACACUAAAGUGCAGAUUGUGAUUAAUUCGGUAGGGAAACAAAAUCAUUCACACAUUCACAUUUGAUGUGCGUGUGUGGUAUAAUUAUUAUAUACACACAUUAUAUUAAAAUAAAUUGUUAAAUAAGAAAUAAUUUGACGGCCAGCGUUGACCGUUGGGUUUAAAAAUGAAUAAACUGAUAAUGAUAUUUUACUGUGAACAUCGACGCGGAAGAAAUGGUACAAAAAAUAGCAAAAAACAAACGAAUUUCGUUCUAAACGCAUGCCAAAUUUAAAUCUAAAUUGAAUAGACAAUUUUUUUUUUUAAACUGAUUGGCUCAUUUUUCGAAGGUGCUGAAAUUAUGUUGAGACAAGUAAACUCUAGAGAGACUUUCUCAAGUCGAAAAAAAAUGAUUGGAACGAUAAAAUAGCUAGGGGGAUUUAACUACGUGAAAACUUGUAAAAAAAUGAUAUAAACGCGCACGAAAUUGUUUCAUUCACCAGAGAACUUGCAUGAUUCCACUCAGUUGACAAGUUCCGUAUUAAAACAACAUGCGCGAACUUGUGCGAGUUCGUGUGCAAACAUGAAGCUGGACGACGCGCACACAUCAGUCGUUCCAUUUGUUAUAUCUAUCUGGAUUAACUUUUUCUCCCAACACUUUCUCCAGCUCUUUAAAAAUAUUUCCUUUGUCCAUUUUAUAAUUAUAUAAAUCUUUGAACUUUUGGAAAGGAUGUGAAAAAUCUUUAUACACGUAAACAACCGAUUUUUAGUUUAUAACGCGUUUUAGUUGUCAAAUAACAACUUGAAAAACGCGCAAAACCAUAAACAAACUUGUGUAAACUUGUGACCGUGCGCGUCAGUACGUACAACGAACGCGUCGAACUUCCGCGAAUCAAGCAAACUGGCAGAAAACAUGCUGAACUCGUAAGAGUUAAAUUCCCCUAGUAAAAUAGUUAAGAAACGAAUUUGUUCGAUUAGAUUUUUCUGAGAAAUCACCAUUUUCCAAUUUGUAUGGAGUAAAGAAUGGAAUUGAACAUUGCCUGCAGACUAAAUCUAUUUGGAAUUUACUAAUAAGGCACUUUUGGUGGUCGAUUGUUUAGGUAGAAUAUAUGAAAAGAGAAAUGGUUUCAAACACAUCUGCCAGAUUUUGUGCUAUGCAAGUAAAUAAAAGAUAAAUGAAAUGGACCAUGCAAGAAUGUCACUCAAGACACCCACCAAAUUGAUAACGAGUGGAUAAGAUUUCGGUUGAUCAAAUAGAUUAGCACAUCUCGUUAUUUAAUAAGUGAAUAGUACAAAAUCAAUUGUUGAAAAUAGUAUGUAUUAGAGAAAUGAAAGAUGAAGAAAAUGGAAUAAAAAUGGCAAAUUCUAUUGCGAAAAAGAAGAACAGAAAGAAAAGUGAAACAUGAAGAAGAAUAAAAGCAUGGCUGACUUCUGACUCCUGGUCAAGGAUGUAUGAAUAUAAGAAACGUGUGCCUUAUAAAUAACAAAAAAGAUUGUACAUCUCCAAAAUAAAUUAAAAUAAAAAGAUAAUUCAAUAAAAUGUAAGUUUUAACUAAUUUACGACCACAGAAAAGUCAAUGGAAAAGUCAACGGAAGUCCAAUUGCAAACUUAUAAAAAGACAAGAGUAAAGACACUAGACUGUUGUGUUGUUUACAGGACGCGUGAAUAAAACGAAUACAACAAAACGAAACAGACAUAGCAAAGGUGUUCAAUAGGAAGUACACAACAUAUUGUAGCUAUAUUUUCAUUGAAUAAAUGUGUGAAUAUUUGUGAAUUGUUUACUGUGUCAAAGUCUCUAAAUUUAUUCAAAUAAAUGGAUUUUCGUUACUACAAUGUA
Molecule: messenger RNA, 7906 nt
Organism: Sitodiplosis mosellana (orange wheat blossom midge)
Lineage: Eukaryota; Metazoa; Arthropoda; Insecta; Diptera; Cecidomyiidae
Gene: hoe1
Product: P protein
Exons: 11
Coding region: 3263-5869 (868 amino acids)
Biological process (GO): transmembrane transport
Cellular component (GO): membrane
Source: RefSeq, a predicted model, not a curated record